AAAUUUAGGGGUCCGCUUGGUAAAAGCUCAUUUUGUAUGACCCUUGGAAACAUACACGUAGGAAAGUAAUAUAAAGUUCUUGUGGAUACUUUUCUCUGUUAGUGAUCGUGUCAAAGCUUUUUUAUCUAUAUACUGCUUCAAGACGGAAAGAUGGUCAGCCCUCUGGUUUAUAUUGUUUUUGUUUUCCUAGCAGUGGAUGCAAAGACACCCACGUGCCUCAUCGUUUCUCCAAAUAUAAUACACCUGGGAGUGGACGAGACUGUUAGUGUGCAGCUCCACGGAGCAACCAAAUCGACUAGUAUGCAUCUAUAUUUUAGACAUCAAAUCAAGGAAAAUAUGGUCUCUAUAAAGAAAUCUAUUAUCCUUAAUGAAGAGAAUCAGUACCAGGCUGUAGUAAAAUUACAGGUUGACCACAGACUGUUUGAAAGUAUCAGUAAAGAUUCAUAUGUGCAGCUUGUUGCUGAAAGCAAAGAUAUAUUUAACAGGGGACCAAGAAGGGUCAGCAUCUUUGUGUCAAGAAAAAGAGGCUACAUAUUCAUCCAAACAGACAAGCCGAUUUAUAACCCAGGGGAAAUGGUCAGAUAUAGAAUCUUCACUCUAAACCACGUCAUGCUCCCCAUGAACGAUACAAUCCAUGUUAAAAUAACGAACAGCAAAGGCUUGAUUGUUGACAAUCGUAUGAUGGGUUCGCAAGAAAUCAUGGAGAAGAGCAUCACUAUUCCAGACAUGGAGGUGGCAGGCCACUGGACAAUCCUUGUGUCGUUUGAAAACUCGCCUGAAUCUGAUACAACAUCACGAUUUGAGGUCAGGAAAUAUGUUUUGCCCUCAUUUGAGGUUAAAAUCGUGGCACCUCUGCCUUACCACACUUUAAAGAGUACGUCCUUUCCAUUCAACAUCUCUGCCAGAUAUACUUAUGGGAAGGGGGUAAACGGCGUGGCAUACGUGAGAUUUGGACUUCUAGAUGAGAAAGGGAACAGGACGUAUCUUCAAGGCACUGAGAAGCAGACAGAAGUUGUGGAUGGCACUGGGCAAACAGAAAUACUCACUGAAGAGUUAAGUGAGGCAUCAGAAAGGAGUGACAUAAGAUUCAUGGAGGGAUAUUAUCUUUUCAUUGCAGUAUCAGUUUUGGAAAAAGCAAGUGGCAAUCUGGAGGAAGCUGAGAGCUCUUCUGUAAAGAUUGUUACUUCACCUUAUGUCAUUGAUCUGUCGAAGACCAAGCAGCAUUUCACCCCAGGUGGUGUGUUUUCCGUUGUGGCUACUGCUACUUAUCCAAAUGGCAACAGAGUCCCUUACUUGAAAUUCAAAGCCACAGUUCAAGUGACAACACAAGGAUCAACCAAACAAAUUCUGAAUGAAGAGGGACUCGGAAAUGACAUUGGAGACAUAGCCAUGUCCUUUCAGAUAUCACCACUGGCCAAAACUUUAUUCAUAACGGUGUUUGCUGAGGGAAGUGAUAAGGAGGUCAUUCUUAGUGAUGCAAAGAUGACCGUCAAUGCAGUGGAGGAUGUGGAAGGCAGAUAUCUUAGUUUGGAGGUGGAGCAUCAGAUCCUACAGCCUGGUCAAAAUCUGAAGGCCACAUUACGGGACAUUACACCCCCAAAUUCAGCAAGACCCACCUUCUUUUAUUUAUUGGUUUUGAGUAAAGGCAGAAUUGUCCAUGUGAGGAGGGUGCAGAGAACUGAAAUCACAACGACCAAUGUGGAUUUCACUGAGGAUCUGGUCCCUUCGUUUCGCCUGAUCGCCUAUUACUUUAUAGACCUUCCAAACCAUCAAAAAAUUGUAGCGGACUCUGUGUGGGUCGAUGUAAAAGAUGUUUGCAAAGGAAAGGUGGAAAUCGAUUCACUGGAUACAAUGAAACCUGCGAAACAGUUCGAGCUGUUGGUUAAAACGGAUCCAAACAGCAGAGUGGCUCUUGCUGCGGUAGACUCUGCAGUUUAUAUUCUGAAUAAAAACAAAUUAAGCCCACAGAAGAUGUUUGAGGACAUGAAUUCUUAUGACUUGGCCUGCUCUGUAGGAGGGGGGGAGGACUCAAGUGCGGUUUUGCAGGGAGCUGGACUUACUUUCAUUUGUAACUGUGAUCUGGCUUCUCCAAAAAUCCAAGAACAUAAAUGUUUCGCUAAACGUCGCAACCGGAGAGGAGCUGUGGACCACAUUGCAGAAUACAAUGCACUUGUCAACAGCUACAAGAACCAGGAAAGAAAGUGCUGUUUUGAUGGCACGAGGCUUAGCAAGGUGCUGCUGACCUGCAAUGACCGUGUAAGAAAUAUCAAACAUUCGGCGAGCUGUCGUGCUGCUUUUGAAAAGUGCUGCAAAGCGGCGGAGGAGAGGAGAAAGAAAGAAAGAUUCGAGAGGCUUAAAAACAGCCUUGGCAGAGCUAUUGCCAAUGACAAUACAUUGGAUGAAAGUAUGAUUAAUGUGGACGAUAUUCAUCUGCGCAGUUAUUUUCCACAGUCAUGGAUGUGGACAAUUGUUGAUUCAGAUAAUUCUGGCACUGUCAGACAUCCUGCAGUUGCUCCUGACUCCAUAACUACCUGGGAAGUCCAAGCUGUGGGCAUCUCUCCCACAAAAGGUUUCUGCAUCGCAGAGCCGAAACCCCUGAGGGUCUUCCAGGACUUUUUUGUGUCUGUUAUCCUUCCUUACUCUGUAAAAAGAAACGAGCAGCUUCAGGUCAAAGCUGUCGUGUACAAUUACAAGCCAGAUAGUUUACCGAUUAAAGUGAAGAUGGAUAAAGCAGAUGGGCUGUGUAGUGUUGGUGGGAGUGAUGUGGAACAGCUGGUCACAGUUCCUGGUAACUCGGCAUUGGCCGUGUAUUUCACUGUGGUGCCACUCGUCAUUGGAAACAUCCCCAUAACUGUGCUGGCCUACGGCUCACCAACCGCCCGUGACCGGGUACAAAAGCAGCUGCGUGUGGAGGAAGAAGGGCAAGUUGUCUUUAUUGACAAGGAGUUCAACAUUUAUCCAAAUGCCAGGAAAUUAGAGAUCGAUAUUCCAAUCCCUGCUGAUAAAAUUCCCAAUGGGCAGGAUUCCACGUCUGUGGGUUUUAAAGGUGGCAUGAUGGGAGAGUCGGUGGAUAACUGUCUUCACCUGGAAGGUGUUAACAGACUCAUUCAGCUUCCUACAGGAUGCGCAGAACAGACUAUGGUGACAAUGUCUCCCGCUAUUCAUGCCAUGAGAUACCUGGAUGAAACCAACCAAUGGAUAUCACUCGAUGCUGAACGUAGAGAUGAGGCCAAGUCAAUGAUCCAGACCGGUUACACCACAGUUCUCACAUUCAAAAAAACUGAUGGCUCUUAUGGAGCAUUUCUGUCGACACCCAGCAGUAUUUGGCUUACUGCAUUUAUUGCCAAAGAGCUGACACAGGCCCGAGACGUCAUCCCUGUGGAAGACUCUUAUAUUAGGGAGGCCAUGUCCUAUUUGAUCACCAAACAGAAAGACAAUGGUGCAUGGGAUGAUCCUAAUGCAUUGUAUGACAGAAGUAUGAAGGGAGGAGUUGGACAGGCACAAGAGGAUGUUGCUUUAACUGCAUUUGUGCUUUUAUCAAUGCAUCGUGCCGUGAAAUUGUACGAUCUGGGAACAGACACAGAACUGAGAAUGGCUAUGGAAAAAGCGAAGUCUUAUCUAGAGGAGAAGGUGGAUGUCCUGCAGAAUCUAUAUUCGGUUGCUAUCACAGCUUACGUUAUGUCCCUGCAUGAGCCGCUGACCCCUGGAGCUCAACGUGCCCAGCAAAAGCUGAAAGAUAAAGUUAAAUGUGACAAAUCAAAGUGUUUCUGGAAUGCCAAGGCUGGCAAAUCAGAGGGUCAAGCGGAUGCCGAGGCUGUGGAGACCACAGCAUAUGGGCUGCUGAAUGCGAUGUCUGUCAGAGAUAAAGAGACGGCCAAAAAAAUCGCAAACUGGCUAACAGAGCAGCGUGGGUACGGUGGUGGAUUCCGGUCGACACAGGACACAGUCGUGGCCCUCGAGGCUUUAGCAAAAUACAGCGCACAGAACAAUGACGUGGAAGAUCUUAAUCUGCAGGUGGAAAUGUGUCAUGAAAAUGGUAAAAGGGAGGGCAUUCGUUUGACUCAACAAAAUGCGCAUACCCAGGCUGCCAUUGAGGUCAAAAAUCCUGGAAAAAUGACCGUAAAAGUCGAAGGAACAGGACGUGGUACUUUAUUGAUUGCACAGACGUACAGAUCUAUGAAAACUGACGAAUCGUACUGUGACCUCCUUUACCUUACUGUUAAAGUGAAAGGAGAGUUGGAAUACAAAACUGAGGAAAAUGAAGAACUGUUUGAUGAUGAUUACAAUUACGAUACCAAUGAGGAUCUAAACAGAGAUGAGCCCAGGAGCAGCAUGGAAUGGUUUGAUCUUCGCAGUCGCAGAAGAAGACAAGCUUCAGAGGAGCCGAGAAAAGAGAGUUCAUUCAUAUACACAGUGUGUGUGGGGGUGAAAAUGAACAGUUCUGUUGGUAUGAUCGUAGUUGACAUCUCACUGCUGAGCGGCAUGAGACCAAACACAGGGGAUCUAGAACAACUUAUGAAUGGUUCUGAGCAAUAUAUUGACCAUUAUGACGUUUACCAAAAUAAAGUAUUUCUAUACUUUGCAGAGAUCGAUGAAGCUGAGAGGUGUUUUUGGUUUGGUGCUGAUCUGAUUGUUCCCAUGGGCCUCGUCCAGCCAGCGGCUGCUGUCGUCUAUGACUAUUACAACCCAGAGAGGAGAUGCGGCAUAUUCUAUACAGCCCCUAUGAAGAGCCCAAUGAUCUCCAAACUGUGCGACGGGGACGUGUGCACAUGUGCAGAAGGCGACUGUCCGAAACUGAGGGUCACCUUCAGCAAGAACAUAAAACAAGACACUCGCAUUAGUUUUGCAUGUUAUUCGCCUGUCACCGAUUACGUUUACGUUAUCAAAUUUGUCGACUUAAGCAAGGAUGGUGUCUUUGUGUACUACACAGCAGUAAUCUCUGAAGUUCUUCAGAUGGGAAAGGACUCUGCCAUCCGUAAGGAUGCCACACGUCAAAUGGUGCUGCGUUCGGCUUGUGGUUUUACAUUGAAAUCCGAAGCAAGUUAUCUGCUUAUGGGGCAGAAUGAAGAUAUUUACCUUCUGAAUAACGCAGAAUUGCAGUACAGGUAUAUUUUGAACGGUAACAUCUGGAUUGAAGAGAUACCGGAGGAGAAGAAAUGCAAAGGAACCAAGAGUAGCUCUGCCUGCUCUCUGUUGAAGGAAUUCAUGCGACAGCACCCCCUAAGACACUGUGACAUUUAGAAAACAAAAAGAGCCAUGUAUGAAAUCAGUAGUUGGCUUAGUCAUUUGUGUGCUUUUAUUUCUAGUGCAUACUGACAUACAAACAGACAGUUACAGUUGUUGGAUACAUUGGAAUUGAGAGCCUGAAGGUUCAGUUUUGAUUUUACUGUGGAAGGUUUGUAAUAUUGGCAAUACAGUAGCUUCUCUUUACUCUUAACCUGUUACAUAAAGGGAAGAACUUUAUUACAAUAACCUCAGAUAUUAUUUUAUAAAACAUCUCUGACUGCCCAUAUUAUAAAUACAUACUCUUCUUAGGGCUUGUUUUCGAGACGGUACAUUUCUGAUACAUAUUUGAGGAUUAUUGCAGAAUACAUACCAAAUUUAAAACGCCUUGUGUUCUGUUACACCGUCGUUUUAGUACAGAAUACUGUAGAAGUGGCUUAAACAGCACUCGCUUUCCAUCGCUUGUGCACAUUUGUUCAGGUUAAGUUUUAUCAGAAAAGAAACGUUCUGACUCCAAAUAAAGUACAAAUGCUCAUCUGA
Messenger RNA from Triplophysa dalaica, 5763 nucleotides. RefSeq names its product complement component 4 (gene c4). The transcript is spliced from 41 exons. Gene Ontology annotation, molecular function: protein binding; endopeptidase inhibitor activity. The record is from RefSeq and is a predicted model, not a curated record. Gene Ontology annotation, biological process: complement activation. Gene Ontology annotation, cellular component: extracellular region. The coding region runs from base 151 to 5241 and encodes 1696 amino acids. NCBI's taxonomy places the organism in Eukaryota, Metazoa, Chordata, Actinopteri, Cypriniformes, Nemacheilidae.